This is a messenger RNA of Aspergillus calidoustus, 879 nucleotides long. NCBI's taxonomy places the organism in Eukaryota, Fungi, Ascomycota, Eurotiomycetes, Eurotiales, Aspergillaceae. The record is from the annotation of a GenBank genome assembly.
AUGGAUCACGGCGCCACAGACAAGUUUGGAAACCGGAAAUGGGAGCUGCAGCAGCUCAAGUCGAUUGUCUGCAAAUGGCAGAAUUUCAUGCACGACAAUCACGGCUGGAACGCGAUCUAUCUUGAGAAUCACGACCAGGGCCGCUCCGUGUCGCGAUUCGCCUCGGACCAUCCGGAGUAUCGCGAAGUGUCGGCAAAGCUGUUGGCAACGCUGCUGGGGUGCCAGAGUGGCACCCUCUUUGUGUAUCAGGGGCAGGAGCUGGGGAUGCCGAAUGUCCCGCAGGAUUGGCCGCUCGAUAAUUACCGCGACAUUGAGACGCUGAACCACUGGAAGGAAUUGACCGCUCGCCACCCAGACAACCCCCACCUGCACGAGGCAGCGCUGGCCGAGUAUCGCCUCAAGUCGCGCGAUAAUUCACGUACCCCCAUGCAGUGGGACGACUCCCCCAACGCGGGCUUCUCCGUGGGCACCCCCUGGAUCCCGGUGCAGAGCAACUACACAACGCUCAACGCCGCGGCGCAGGCCCGCGACCCGGGGAGCGUGUACUGGUAUUGGUCGAAGAUGCUCGCGCUACGCAAGGAGUACCUGGACACGCUGGUGUAUGGCUCCUUUGCACUUGUGGACCCUGAUAAUCGCGAGGUGUUCGCGUUUGUGCGGAGCCCUCCAGCCGGCUCUUCUUGCCGACGCCGGGCGCUGAUCGUCCUUAAUUUUCGCCCAGAUGAGGUCAGCUGGACAGUGCCUCCAAAGGCUAUUUCCAGUCCGGGGCGAGUGGUGCUGUCCAACUACCCUGAGCGGGCUGGCACCGCGCUGGAACCGCUGGGGUCGGUUGUGCUGCGGCCGAUGGAGGCAAUUGUGUAUUUGGUCGAGACCGAGAGUUAG